AUGCGAAGAGAAAACAGAAAUCCAUUAAAAGUGGUAGCAUCAUAUUCAUCAAAAUCUAAUGUUGGUGCUAAUAGUUCACCAAUCAUCCCAUUGAAUACUUCAGAAGAAAUCAAUGGUGAUAGAAUCAAAGAGACUGAACAUGAAUUUGAAAGCUAUAGAAAUGCAAAAGGGACUUUAGCAAUGGAAUAA
Molecule: messenger RNA, 189 nt
Organism: Dictyostelium purpureum
Lineage: Eukaryota; Evosea; Eumycetozoa; Dictyosteliales; Dictyosteliaceae
Exons: 1
Coding region: 1-189 (62 amino acids)
Source: RefSeq, a predicted model, not a curated record